This is a messenger RNA of Lottia gigantea (owl limpet), 1418 nucleotides long. RefSeq lists its product as hypothetical. The record is from RefSeq and is a predicted model, not a curated record. The coding region runs from base 67 to 789 and encodes 240 amino acids. Lineage: Eukaryota; Metazoa; Mollusca; Gastropoda; Lottiidae. The transcript is spliced from 4 exons.
UAGUUAGAUUUGUUGAAAUAAAGACAGAUAGAAGUUAGGUAUAGUUUAGUGAAUAUUACAAUAAUAAUGAAAGCUAAUGAUUCAACCUCAUUUAAAACUGAUAAUGAUGGAUAUAUACAGACAUGGGGUAUUGUACCAAUAGUAGAUGAAUCUAUGAUAUAUGACGCGAUAGACACAGAGAAGAUUUCUGGUAGGAAAAGAACUGAUAGGCUACCACUACCGCCUCUUCCGCCGCCGAUACCUCCAGUUCCUACAGUCAGUGAUUACGGUCCUACUUGUGAUCCUUAUAAGAAGACAACAGUCCUUCCAAAUAAUGAGGAGGAAGCAAACAAAGAAAGAAAGAGAACAUGCAAGAAGAAACAUGCUCUAGUCAUAUUGGUACUACUGCUUGUUGUUAUAGCAAUUGUUGCUAUUUCAAUACCAAUUGCAUUACAUAUUCACUAUACAGGUAGACUGGGAGUAGGUGGUUGUACCUCAAAGAUAAAGAGAUGUCAUUCCUGUACAUGUUCCAACGGGAGGUGCCCCGUGAAUGGACAAAUUUCAUCAUCCAAAGCGUAUGAAUAUGGAGAAUAUGAUGAUUGUGAUGGUCAUUGUUUUACUGAAGUUAGAAAACCUGAUGGGAAUAAAACACAUCGCGGUUGUGCUACUUCUGAUCCCAAAUGGAAAUCAAAACCAGAAAGUCAUGAAAUUGGAUGUCAUACUAUUCAAGGAAGUUAUGUAUGUUUUUGCUGUGGAGAAUACUGUAAUAAGGAUGAUAUGACCCAAUAUUAUUCUACAGCCUGUAAAUAAUUCACUUAUUUCUGCGAUAGGUAAUUGUCUUAAAGCUAUAGAAGUAUUAAAUUAACUUAUUUCUAUCUAACGAGAUUGAUCUUAAAAUCGUGUUAUGUGGAAUUUUGACACAAUAGCUUCCAAAGUGUGCCAGCCAAUUAAAAAACCAUCAAUAAAAGUCAAAAGACAAUACAAGUCCUCACAAAUAUUAGGGGAACCUUCCAGCUAGGAAAUUUUAUGGUUGUUAUCGAGAACUCCUUGAUAAAUAAAAUAAAUCUGCUUUUUUGCAUUUUGGCUGAUUUGUUUUGAUCUGGCUGUAUUUCAGCGGUGUUAGCGAAGCAGACCAUGCUUUCUCUUUUCGAAACACUCUUUUAGAGGAGUCCAGUACUAUACUAACUUUACUCUCGAUUUUGCUAUUCCUUGGACAAGAUUUUUGAUUGACGGAAUUGUCUUGCUUGUACGGAUUUUUAUUUUAUUGGCCGCUCUGAUGGGUUGAUUAUUAAACGACUGGACAACAAGACAUAACAAUUUUCAUGGAUGGAAAGCGGAGGCAUCAACAGAAAAAAAUCACGAAGGAAUUAUUCAGAUUUGCAAUUUAAUCAUAUUAACUUAUUGAUGGAUAUAUGUGUUAAAUAAAAAUAAUAUAAUUU